Columba livia (rock pigeon) is the source of this 2411-nucleotide messenger RNA. Its product is annotated as epoxide hydrolase 1. Gene Ontology annotation, biological process: epoxide metabolic process; arachidonate metabolic process. NCBI's taxonomy places the organism in Eukaryota, Metazoa, Chordata, Aves, Columbiformes, Columbidae. The coding region runs from base 858 to 2318 and encodes 486 amino acids. The record is from RefSeq and is a predicted model, not a curated record. Gene Ontology annotation, molecular function: epoxide hydrolase activity. The transcript has 10 exons.
CGUGGAACAGAACCACACCAUACGGAGGUUGGAAAGGACACCUAGAGGUCAGCUCAUCCCUCCUCCUGCUCAGAGGAGGUCCAGGCAGGUCAGGUUGCUCAGUGCCUUGUUCCUGUCAAAUUUCGAAUGCCUCUGAAGGCAGAGAACCCACAUCCUGAAUACCUCCAUGGUGAACUAAUUUCUCCUCAUAUAUAACCAGAAUUUCCCUGUUGCAAUUUGUAUCCUUUUGCCCUUCAGCUCUUGCCUCUCCAGGCUGAGUCUGGGUCUGUUUUUCCAGCGCUCUCUACUAGGCAGCUGUACUGGCCUUUGCCUUCUCCAGGCUGAGCAAGCCCAGGUCCCUGUGUCUCUCCUCAUACAUCAUGUGCCCUAGUCCCCUGGCAGUUUGGUGGCCCUACACCACCAAGGGUGGGCUCACUCCAGUCUUUACCAGCAAGGCCAGAACUGGAGAUAGCACUUCAGAUGUGGUCUCACAAGUGCUGAACGGAGCGAAGGAUCACUUCAUUCAGCCUGCUGGAUAACAUGCGUGCUAUAUAGCCCUGUAGGCAGCUGGUCUUUGCUGCAAGGGCACCUUGUUGGCUCAGGCUCAGCAGAACACCUCAGGCCAGUCUCCCAAGAGCUGCUUUCUUCACAUUUGGCAUCCAGCCUGUGCUGGCACACAGGGCUAUUCCCUCCCCAUGCAGGACUUUGCAUUGGCCUUUAACUUAAUUUGCAAGUGCAAACUUAGGCAAUAGGUGGCACUAAUUGGAUGAUGUAGCUUGCAUUGUCACCAGGAGAGCGUCACAGCCAAAGAGAAAGCCAGAGGAGGAGACACCUGGGUUGCUUUGCUCAGAGCAGCGGCCAUUCAAGGAGGACCAGACAUGUGGCAGGAGUUCCUUCCAAAUGCCUGGGAGAGCCUGUUGUCCCGUAUCAGGUCUUUUGAAUUUUCUCAGAAGAAUGCAGUCCUGGUCCCUGUGGCUGCCCUGGGGGUUGGAGGGAUGCUGGUUUGCUGGAUGAGGUCUAGACACAAGAUCAAGACUCUUGAAAUGGGAGAUGGAUGGUGGGGCUCAGGUGAAAGACCCCUGAAAGGGAAAGAAGAUGAAAGUAUCCGUCCCUUCAAGAUUGAAACAUCUGACAAAGAAAUUGAGGACCUGCACCAUCGCCUGGACCGGGCCCGCUAUGCUCCACCACUGGAAGGGGCUGCCUUCCACUAUGGCUUCAACUCUAACUACCUGCAGAAGGUGGUGGCCUACUGGAGGAACCAGUUUGACUGGCACAAGCAAGUGGAAGUCCUGAACAAAUACCCCCAUUUCCUAACCACCAUUGAAGGGAUCAAUAUCCAUUUUAUCCACGUGAAGCCGUCCUACGUCCCUCACGGUCGAGCUGUUCAACCUCUGCUGAUGGUCCAUGGCUGGCCUGGCUCUUUCUAUGAGUUCUACAAGAUCAUCCCUCUGCUCACAGAGCCGGCCAAGCAUGGCCUGACAGAGGGUGACGUGGUAUUUGAAGUCAUCUGCCCAUCCAUUCCAGGCUAUGGCUUCUCGGAGGCACCACACCAGAAAGGCUUUGACACUGUAGCAGCUGCUCGUAUAUUUCAUAAACUGAUGAAGAGAUUGGGCUUCAAGGAAUACUACCUACAAGGAGGAGACUGGGGAUCUGCUAUUACCACAAACAUGGCCCAGAUGCUGCCACAAUCCGUGAAAGGGCUUCACCUGAAUAUGGUCUUCAUCGCCAUACAAGGUUUGGGAAGGAUGAUUUCUGUGAUGCUUGGGGCUUAUGUACCAUGGCUCGUAGGCCUCACUAGGGAAGAUGUUCGACGUGUGUAUCCUUUUGCCCAGAAGAACAUAUAUAAUAUUCUGCGAGAGUCUGGAUACUUCCACAUCCAAGCCACCAAACCAGACACUGCAGGUUGUGGACUGAAUGACUCCCCCGUGGGUCUUGCUGCAUAUAUUUUGGAGAAAUUCUCUACCUGGACAGAUAAUUCAUUUCUGGACAAAGAUGAUGGAGCCUUGGAAAGCAAAUACUCUCUUGAUGAGCUUUUGACCAAUGUGAUGAUUUAUUGGGUGACAUCCUCCAUUGUGUCCUCAAUGCGAUUCUACAAGGAGAACAUGUCCAAAUUCCCUGGUCCAGGUGCUGAUCCCAGGCUUGGAGUACACGUUCCUACAGGGAUUGCAGCCUUUCCUCAGGAGAUAACACAUACACCACGGACCUGGGCAAAGGAUGUCUUCAAGAACAUAGUCACUUACUCCUACAUGCCACAGGGAGGUCAUUUUGCUGCCUUUCAGGAACCAAAACUUCUGGCACAAGACAUCAUGCACUUUGUCAGAAAGGUGGAACAGCUGUGAACCUGCAGUUUAGAUACAUAGAAGAGGUGUUCUGCCACCGACAGAACCUUUACUGUGAGGCAUUAAAUAAACCCAGUGUAAUCACAUACAAAA